Messenger RNA from Lymnaea stagnalis (great pond snail), 9637 nucleotides. The record is from the annotation of a GenBank genome assembly. NCBI's taxonomy places the organism in Eukaryota, Metazoa, Mollusca, Gastropoda, Lymnaeidae.
CAAACACCGCUUUCGCUGCUUUGUGCUCAUGAAUAGAUUACCUACCGACAGACUGUUAGUAGUUCAGCAAGAGACUAAGCUUAGACUUAGAGUGUUAGGCAGUUGUUGAGUUUGUCAGUGAAGACUUAGACUUAGACAAACCUCAGGUCGGAGAAGGCGAAGGCCUCAGUGCAGCGUAGUGUAAGUGAGGCAAGGCAAACGUAAGAUCAUGUAUCAAAUAUAGCCUAAAUCUGAUACUUACAGCAAAAUAAAAUAGAAAUUUAGCGCCAUCUUUGGACAUUAAAAUAGACCCAAAACAGCUUUAAUAACAUGAAAAUACACCCAACAAAGCUGUAGUUAACACAGUUUCAAGUAUAUUUAAAGCAACAUUCUACUUUGAACCACAACAGACUGUCUAAUCACGGAUAGUUAUCGACAAACGUAAUCAGUAAGUUCCGAAACAUGUCUGUGCGCCGAAACUGGUUACAAUAGGCAAAUUCCUGCAGAUACGACAGAAACAAUGAACGACUAGUUCCAAAUUGUCUUCUCAACUUUGGCUUCGCUCUCAUCCACAUAUUUUUGAUAUUCUGGGUAUGCACUUCGCUGUCAUCAGGAUCAACGAAAUUAUGUUCGUGGACAGCAACAGAAUGCUCGUACCGGUAUAUUCCAUGUCCGAUUUGAUCUAUGUGUGCGUAUGCUUCUAUAAGGCUUGUAGCAUGUCUUCAGGCCUGUUUGGCACUUCCAACAAGAAGCACUUGCCACUUCCGCCCUCGAUCCCACCAAAGACCCAGUGGCCAUCCUGCCACUGACCACGACAUUUCGUUUCAUCCAUCUCCACAAUUAUAGGUUCUCCAUUUACGUCUAUUCCACCAAUUUUAGUGGCAUUCUGUUCCAGCCAAGUUCCACACUCCUCUCACAUGUAGUUGCACCAAUCAAUUACAAGUUUUUUGGUAACAGAUGCCUCUUGCUGUAUCUGCAUCUGUGGCACCGGGGGGGGGGCAUAUCAUACAACCAACGAUACACUAUGGUGACGAUUUGUUGUAAUGAUAACUGACUGGCUGAAAAAAAAGAAUUGUGUCGCACAGAUAAGCCGUACCCACAACGGUCUCAUUCCUAUCUCAUACCGUCAAUGUCCUGCUGGUACUGAUUCAAUGUGCACGGCUGAUUGCAUAUUCCACAUGAUUCUGAGUUGCGAAUCAAAUUGUAGAAGGCACACAACUGUAAUGCUGAAUCAGGUUGUUGCACGUGUGGUGAAAGCGUCAACAAUCGCCACACUUCAUUUAACAUGUCGUUUUUACUCAGUAUUUCGUUCGGUUGUACAAUAGUUGUUUACGCUCGUGGUCUUCCUGCCAUUGUGGAUUAAAAUGAUUUAAAUUUCUUUUAACGUAGAAACUUCCUGUUGUCUGCUAAGGUAUUUCUGAUAUGAUAAGGGGUGCCGUCUAUCUAAGUAUGUAAUUACCGACGCUAUAUUAGAGUUUUACCCUAAACCUAACCUAAUCUGAACCCGAAAUGUAUCCCUAAACCUAACCUGAACCCUAAAUCAAAUGUAUCCCUAAACCUAACCUGAACCUAAAAAUGUAUCCCUAAACCCAACCUGAAUCCUAAUUCACGUCAACUUUAAUAAACACGCAAAUGACAUCUUGGCAUCCAUUCUCUGCAUUAACCCAGUCGCCUAUUCUAAUAGGCCUAAUCAUAUCGUCAUCAUUCAGAUCCAGUGGCCAUUUGAGCAGAUGAAACGAGGGAGAUUACUACUUUUUGUGUAUCGGAAAUGGGCGCCGAAAAAUCAGAGUUUUUAAUUUUCCGAUGUGUGUGUCUAUUUAAUAUUAAAUGAGUACUUUCGACAUAUAUUUGAGUUCCGCUUCUGACCUUAUAAUUUGGAAGACAUCUUGGCCUACAUUUCCAUCCAGUAAUUUUGAACUUUAUUUUGAAAAUCUUUGAUAUGUAUAAGGCAUCUUCGCUUACAAAGUUUUAUGUGAAAUAAUAAGAUAAGGCCCUUUUUUAUUAAAUCUGUAUAAGCAUUAGAUAUUGAUCUAUAUUUGUGCCAAUUCUUAUUGAUGUAGGUCGUGUCCCAUGUUUGUUACACUUGUCACAGUGAACUAUAUCACCAUAAGGUGGCUCAGCCUAAUUUCGACAUGGUGUGGGCCAUGCCCCCUUUUUAAUGGCGGAAGUUGCCGAUACUUGGGAAAUAUUUAAUUAUUACCACUAUACCGUAUGCAUCAAAAUAUUUGAUAUCUUUUGUUUCAUGACGCGAUCAGGGGAAUGAGGUCACAGAAUGUGGAGAUGCAGUCCAUGUUAAAAAAGGACAAACCAAGUCGUACUUUAAAAAUUCAUAACUUUAAAAAUACAACAGCUAAAAAUAUGAUUUUGGUGUUAUAAUUCUGUAAAAAAUUAGCUCUAUUCAACUAUGACAUUGGUUUAUUUUACAAAAUGUUUAAAUUUUUGACCAAAGUAUCUAAGGCUGCAGAUGUGUCCUGCGGCCAUAAUGAAAAAUUACACACCCUCAGAAGCUGCUGUUAGUAAUAGUUCUUAUUAUUUAUUUAUAUUUAAGGGUUUAGUCUGGUGUUUUUGUUUGGUCUUUAACAGGCCUACUACUACUAUUAAAAUUUAAACUAGUAUAUUGUAUAAUAAAAAAAAUUCAAUAUGUAUUAUUAUUAUUGUUUGUCAACUUUGUCUGUAGACUUGAUUGGAGCUGUAUUUUUUUUUAAGUGAGGGAAGAGUGGCUCAAUUUGCCAUCCCCACUCUCUUGUCCUUGCCUAUUUGAUCCAGUGGCAAGACCUUGUUAAUGAUUGGAAUAAGAACAGGAUGCAGUAGAUGACCAGCAGUGUUUUUGUGUGUUUCAUUGUGCUCUUUAUGCUUUCCAUGUCGCAGGAGUUAACAAAAUCUUCAUAUUUUCUAUGCUAGGCUUUGAACUCCAGUCCACAAGCUUGGGAUUGGCUCAGUUUAGAUAGCUUUGCCACGCAGUACUAGAUAGGCGCCUUCUUCUUCGUUGCCUUUUAACCCGUCUGGGGCAUAAGCUGUCCACAAGAAUGUUCCAUUCAUCAUGGUCCUGUGCUUUCCUUUCCAGUUGCUUCCAGGUGUAUCCCAUAUUUUGUAUGUCUGCCUCUAGCUUGCAUCUUUAUAUAUUCUUAGGCUUCCUCUCUUUCUUUUUCCCUGUGGAUACCAUGUUAGGGAUUGUCUGGUGAUGCUAUCUAGUGGUUUUUGUAGAGUAUGCCCUAUCCACCUUCAUCUUUUCUUUAUCAUGUCUUCAUCAAUGAGCACCUGGUAAGUUCUUUCUAGUAGAUCUUUGUUGGUGAUGGUAUUUGGCGAUUUGAUGUUCAGGAUCUUUCUAAGGCAUGUGUUUAUGAAGGUCUGUACUUUCUGCGUAAUACUUUCUUUUGUUUUCCAAGUUUCUGCUCCAUAUAGUAAGACUGUUUUGAAAUUUGUGUUAAAGAUUCUACCUAUAAAUUAGUAAUUUUAAAAAUUUAGGCCUAAAGGGGCUAAUGCAGUAGUUGUGGGGAAUUAAUUUGUUAGUUUCUUGGUUUUGGUUAUUUUAGACAAUUUAUGUUGCCUAAAUUUUAAUUUUAUAAUCUUGAUCGCUAAUUUAGUGAGGUUAAGUUAGUUGGAUUUAAAUUUUUUUUAAAAAGCAAAGACCCAUACAAUAAAAGCUAUGACCCGUGGCAAAGUGAAGACAAUAUAGAGCAUAUUUGCCCUAAUGAUAUUUUAUUUUUGCUGAAACUAAAUCAGUCAAAAGAAAGAAGAUUAUAAAAAAUCAUCCACUGUCUUAAGGCAGAACGAAAAUGUAAUCAAAACACUUCUACAUUUAUUAAAAAAAUAAUUGUAACUUAUCGCUUAAGACAUAGAUAAUGGCUGCUAUAAUAUGGUUUAAAAUGCUAUGAUAUAAUUUGUUUUCUACAUUUGUUUUUUUUUUUUAAAAGGGCAUGCUCUGAUGCUUUAUGAAUUUUAUUUAACAUGUAAGUACAAACUUACUGGGGAUUUAAGCUCCUAAGAAAAGUAAGGGAAGAAAUGGAGAUGACAGUUGGUUCAGGGAAAUCCCUGACAUCACCACGCAUCACUAAGACACAGCAGAGUACACAGAUGCAUUACACACCUCACAAUAUGGCAUCCGUGGCUGCCGAUGCUGCAGCAACAGUCCAUGCCAGUGCUCAUGUUGGACCGAUGAAUGAUGCCAAAGCUAAAACAGUUUUGAAAGAGGCUGUUGACGCUGUUGUGAACAGCUUUGCCAAACACACUCAUGGAUAUGGGAGAGGUUUGAACAUUUCUGUUUUUUUAACUUUGAAAGAUAAUUUAUAAAUCUUAGACGCUGUAUAAGAAACUAUAGAAGGCAUUAAGUUUACUUUCUUUAUAAUUAUCAAAAAGAAUGAAUCUUUCAUUUUUAUUAGAAAAAGUUUAUUAGAUUAAAUUAAUUUUUUUUCCCCCAUCAGUCAAUGUAGUAGAAGCUCUCCAAGAGUUCUGGCAGAUGAAACUCGAAAGAGGAGCUGAUUUAACUAAUGGUGCCUUGGUUGUGUAUGAGUCACAGCCAGCAACUGUGGCACCUUAUGUUUGCUACGUAAGCCUUCCAGGUGGCAGUUGCUUUGGAAGUUUUCAGGUAAUUUCUAUGGUGUUGAGGUAGUAGCAAAAAAUUGGUUUUCCUGUUUUCAUUUUAAAAAAAUUCUUGUGGCGCUUUGUUUUCUGAUGAUUCAUUUUCUAUGCAAGAUGUUGGUCCGAGUAUUUUUCUAGAUUAGCAAAAAAGUGAUAUAUUACAUACACAGUUAUAAGAUAAGAUAAACGAAAUACAUAGGCAAAUACUUGACCUCAUAUCCAGAAUCUGGCAGGAGGAAGAAAUGUCAUCAAAAAUGGACUCUGCACUCAUAAUUCCAAUUCACAAAAAAGAUCUUAAGUUGGUCUGCUGAAACUAUAGAGGAAUCUCUCUCCUUAAUGUUAUGUAAAAACUCAUCACAAAACUUAUAGUAAGAAAACUGGAAAAGUAUAGCGAACAGAUCCUAGGGGACUACCAAUGCGGCUUCUGGCAGAAUAGGUCAACGUCAGAUCAUAUUUUUACUUUUAGAUACCUCCUGGAGAAAUACUACGAAUAUAACAUCAACAUACACCAGCUAUACUUGGAUUACAAAACAGCAUAGGAAGGAAUUACCUAUACAAUGCUCUACAGGAACUUGGAGCCCCUAACAAACUUACCUGACUCAUGCAUAUGACGAUGGCUAAAUCCAAAAGUAGAAUUAAUCUACAGGGAAAGACUCGAGGGAGUUCCCAGUUAAUCAGGGCCUCAGACAAGAAGAGUCACUAUCAUGUAUCCUGUUCAACAUCACGUUAGAAAAAGUUUUUUGAAGCAUACAUGUGAGCACCAGUGGAACCAUUACAAACUAAUUCCAGAGAAUAUUACAGAAUAACAACCAUCAGGCGCUUUAUAUAGCCAGCCAUUGCAGUACCUGGCAUACGCAGACGAUAUAGUGCUCCUGGGUAGAAACAGAAAUGAAAUAAUUAAAGCAUUCAGGGAACUUGAAAAUGUCUCUGUCAAAGCUGGUCUUGAUGUAAAUGAAGCGAUGACAAAAUAUAUGAUAAUGUCACGAAACACCUAUGCUGAUGACAACAUCCACAACUUUGAGAAAGUGGCAACAUUCAUAUCUAUAUAUAGGGGCAACUAUAAACGAGCAUAAUGAAAUAAUGUCGGAGGUGAAAGAAAGGAUAACAGCAGACAACCGUUCCUAGUUCAGCCUACAAAAGCUACUGAGAAAGGGGAACAAAGAAGACAAUAUACACCAUCAUCAUAAGACCGGUAGUUACUUUUGCUCUAUGAGACUUGGUCCCUUACCAGAAAAGCAGAGAACCUGCUCAAUGCGUGGGAUAGAAAAAUCCUCAGGAAAAUAUAUGAUAGACAAUGUUGUUUGGACAAUCUAUGCAAACCAAGAGCAAUUGUGCAAAAAUCCACCCAUAGUUGUAACAAUAAAAAAAAAGGCAGACUGUACUGGAGACAUAUUGAAAGGAUGCCGGAUUGUAGAGCAGCAAAUGUGAUGUACAGGCAGACGGCUCAUUGGUCAACCAAGUCUAAGAUGGAUAGACGAUUCGGAGAAAGAUUUACACCAGAUAGGAGUUCCCCCAGGGUUCUUGCCUGGGGGCGCAAAGCCAUGGAUUGAUAUGAAUGGAAGGAUGUGGAGGAGCAGGCCAAAAAUCCAAAAAAAAUGGAAAUGUGUUUUUUUAUUACAUUGUACAUAUUCAUUUUCAGCACCUUAAUAAAUUAAUAUUUUUUUUUUAACCAAGACAAAAUUUUACUAUUUUAACAAUUUAAACACAAUACAUCUGAAGUAUUUCUUUAUAGUAUAAUUUGGCCAUAAAUGAACUCCAUUAGUGGCAAUGACUUAAUUAGUGAUCAUUUAGAUUUGGUCAUUUCUUGGGGAGUGCCCUGGUAAAUACAUAAGGAUUUUUUAUAUGUUUUGGUCCUGACUUUGAGAGAAAGAAUUGCCCCGAUUGAGCUGAUCUAAGGUAUAUGUGAACAAGUGGGUGAUAUUUAUCAUCCAAAAUAUUUUUUAAAUUAUUCAACAGCAGUUUCCUUCAAAUAGUUCCUCAAGUUAAAGAUGUUUACUUUUUGUGAUAUUACUAGCUGUCUUAAUUAGAUUUCUUAAUAUUGAGGGUGUAAUAAUGUCCCAUUUCAGAUACCCUAAUAUAGUGAAAUCUUCCUUAAUAAAGUGAAAUCUUCCUUAUGUUGUUUAAGAAAUGGCAAUAAUAAAAAAAAAAAAAAUAUUAUACUAAUUUUCUCUGAGCUGGUCAAAAAUAAGGGACGAUCUGACUCACCCAUGUCACUGCUUUUUAUUAGUAUGCAUUUUGACAUUGUUUUAUAAAGGCAAGAAAAUAACAUUUAUUUGAUUUACCUCUUUUGUAGACAUGUACCACAAAAGCUGAGGCUAGACGGAGUGCUGCCAAAAUUGCUCUGAUGAAUUCUGUUUUCAAUGAACACCCGUCUAGAAAAAUAACUGAUGAGUUCAUCGAAAAAGCUAUUGGGGAUGCAGUGACAUCAUUUCAGGUAGCGUGCACCUAGAAACAUCUUCAGCUUAUGAACAUAAAAUUCAAAUUCACUGUUUUGAUUCUUCAAAUGGGUGCUAUAUUUUGAUUAUUUAUUAUCUUUCCUUCUCCUUUCUGAUCAAAUCAUGGAUUUAGAUUGCUUCAAAAUAUAAUUUAAUGUUAUUUGAAGAGUAAAUUUUAAAGCUAAUAUAACUUUUAUAUUUACAUUAAUAGUGAAUGAGUAGUCUUUCAAAUCAAUGAAUAUGUUAUUGUUAAUACUCCUGAUUUAACAGAACUAUGUUUGAUUGAUUUUUUGUAAGUUUUUUUCAAAACUCGUUUGCAAAUGUGUCCAUAAACUGGUAUUAAUACAAGGCUAUAAAAUUUGGUUUCUUUUAAUUUCUGUAAAUUUUAUACUUUCCUGUGUACAGGGUUCACCAUCUGAUGCUGAAAAUCCCAGCACAGGGAUAGGUGCUUUUAAGUUUAUGCUGGAGGCCAAUCGUGGCAGAUCCAUGUUAGAAUUCCAAGAACUUAUGACAGUCUUCCAGCUUCUACACUGGAAUGGUAGUCUCAAAGCUAUGAGAGAAAGGAACUGUUCUCGUCAGGAAGUACUGGCCCAUUAUUCACACAGGGCUUUGGAUGAUGACAUGCGCUCCCAGAUGGCGCUGGAUUGGAUUGCCAGGGAGCAGGAAUCGCCUGAUAUAAUCUCCUCAGAGCUGGAAGUUGCCGAACAAGAUUUAGAAAAUGCCAGAUUAGCUGGGCGCGAGCUUCGUUUCUUCAAGGAAAAGAGGGAUAUUCUUGUAUUAGCGCUCAGUCAGAUUAGUCCAGCUGGUGAAACCAUAGCUUGAAUAAUUAAUAUUAAAGUCUUCAUAGGAUUCAUUAAGUAAUAGGUGUCAUGCCUUCAAAUAUAUUAUAUAUCUAUAUAUAUAUAUAUAUAUAUAUAUAUAUAUAUAUAUGAUUGGGGGUCAGUGGUCAAGAUAUGUGGAUAACAAAUUCCUCCCGCUAGUGACUAGAAACAGUGCAAAAUGAAAUAUUGGAGGCACGAAAAACCAUAAAGUAAGUUAAAGCUUUUACAAAUUAGGUUUGACAUUUAAAUGUGAAUGCUGAUACAUUUUAUGCAACUGGUUUUGAUUUGAUACUAUUUUAUACACAAGACAAGAUAAGCUUUGCAAGGCUUAGAGAGUUCGUCUCACUUAACAAUUUACAUGAGAACUUAUAAAAUUUUUAUUGCGUGUUGUGAUAUGCCGCAGUGUAACCCAAUUACAAUUUGUUGAAUACAAUUGUAACACAUCAAGUUGAAGUGCCUCAUUUUCUUGGAAGGAGCGCCAUUUAAUAUGUACCGUAAUCAAUUUUAUUUUGGGCUUUUUACUGUGUCAGACAUUUUAAUUUUAUAUUACCAUUUAAAGUUUAUUUUAAUCUUGUAUUCAGUCAGUGACACUGAAUGAAGAAAUAAUUUAUAAUUUUUAUAAUUAGUGUACCUUGUGCUUUAGUUCACCUUAAGAACUUAAAAUUAUAAAAUAAUAGAGAGAAUCAAAUCAGGUACCAUUUAUCUUAGACUUAGAGCUUGCCUAUUGGUCACACAUUAAACCAGUGCAUUGGAACUGUUCUAAUAUCAUUCUGCUGUUGCUCGUAAUUGACAUUAAUGGUGGUCUCCAAGUCAGCAUUUAAAAAUAAAUCUGAAUUUCCCUAAAUUUUGGGUGUCAAGGAAAGGAGCAAUGAGACACAGCCCACUAAUGUUAUAGUUAAACUAGCACAAGCAUGAUUUGUGCGAUGCAGCUUUAUUGGCAUGAUUUUAAACUUUUUUAUAUUAGUUUUAAAUCCAAGCUGCAAGGUUGAUGUUAUCUAGUUAAUUAUUUUAAUUAACAACUAUGAAUUUUACUUAAAAAAAAAAAAAUUCAAGAAUCUUGCCAUUUAUUAGUUGUGUGUAAAUGUAUGAUCUGGAGCAAAGGAACAAAACAUUAGUCCUUUUUAUGAGACUUUUUGUGUAAGUGUAAUAUAAUCAAUCCAAUGGGUGAGAGGAACAUAAAAUUGUGUCUACAUUCACCACAACUAUGUGUUUUACACAAUUGUGUGUGUGUGUGUUUUUUGAUAUCUUAACAUUCUUUUUUAAAGAUUCUUUUAUUUUUACUAUUUAUUUAUGUACAGAUAAUGUUGAUAUGUUAAUGUUUAUUGAUCCUUGAAGGUUUAAAAAAAAAAAGAUCUGCAUGUCUUGUUGCAGAAUUUUUAUGCACCUUAACUGAGAAUAAAUUUUAAUACUUUGGAAAUCCCUCUAAUAGAUGUAGUGCAUAUAUACCUUUUAAAUGGGUUACUGGACAAAAAACAUUUUUUUUAUAUAUGUAAUGGAAUGCCCGUAAAUGUAUGGAUCAGCUCUUAUGAUUAACGAAAUCAAUGCAUUAGAGCUCAAUGAUUUUUACAAUUUUAAAUUCGGAGUUAACUAUUUUACCGUGAAUACUUCAUUUUUCAAAAACUUAUAAGUAUAAGUGUAUGAAUUUCUUUUUUUAAAUGUACAAAAUGUUUAGCUUUUGUACAUUUGAAAUUUAAGUGUGACACCGUAAGUGAAUUGGCCUUAACACAGUUACUUUAUGCACUUUUAGAGUUGUGACGAAGGAUCUUUAUUUAUUAUUAUAUAUACUUAUAUUUACACAUACAUGUCAUUAUUUGAAUAAAAACG